CUCAAUCAGUUUAGUUAAGUCAACUCUUUUUCAGUUUUGUGCACUGUUACAUUAAUCGCAAUUAUACUAAUCUGAAUCGCACACAUCAACCCACUGGAAUCGUUUAAUCAUCUCUCUCUUAUUCUGGGCUUCUAUUCUGAUUUCUACCAUUUGUUGCUGAAACAUUCCUUCCAUCUCUGAUAUCAGAAACCUUUCGAUCCUAGUUCCAAUUCCAAGCAAGAAACAAUGGCUGACGCUGCUAUCAGUGCUACUGUUAAGGUCGUCUUAGAGAUGGUCAUUUCCAUUGCCGCGGACCGCAUUGGUAUGGUUCGGGAGGUCGAAGCGGAGUUGGAGAGACUAAGCAAUACUGCUGCAAUGAUCCAAGGUUUCCUGGCUGAUGCUGACGGGAAAAUGCAUAGCCAAGGGGUGCGAGAGUGGCUCAAGCAACUAGAGGAUGAGGUUUUUAAAGCUGAUACCGUGCUGGACGAGCUCCACUACGACAAUCUUCGUCGGGAGGUGAAGUACCGAAAUCAACCAAUGAAGAAGAAGGUAUGCUUCUUCUUCUCCUUCUUUAAUGCAAUUGGCUUUAGUUCCAGCUUGGCUUCAAAGAUCCGGGACAUCAACACCAGCCUAGAGAGGAUCAACCAGCGAGCCAAUGAGUUGGGAUUGGCCAGAAAGCAGCAAAAAGAAGCUGCACUCCCUGCUGAUGCCGCUGGUGCCACGGCAAGCAGACAGACCGACUCUAUUGUCGUUCCGAACGUUGUAGGAAGAUCCGGCGACGAGUCAAAGAUUGUGGACAUGUUAUCGAGCCCAUCUGAAAAGGUUCUUUCUGUUAUUCCCAUAACAGGCCCGGGAGGUUUGGGAAAGACAACUCUGGCGAAAUCAGUCUACAAUAAUCCAAAAAUAGAUGGGCACUUUGGCCAAAAGAGUUGGGUUUGUGUGGCUAGAGAAACUGAUAUAGUGGGGCUGUUCAAACUCAUUUUAGAAUCGUUGACAAGAACAAAGGUUGAAGUGGAUGGUAGGGAAGCCAUAGUUCAAGAAAUUCGAGGAAAACUUGGGGAAAAAAGAUUUCUCCUUGUUCUUGAUGAUGUAUGGAAUCGUGAACAGGGAUUGUGGAGUGACUUCUUCACCACAUUUUUGGGACUUAGUACAACUAAAGGAAGCUGGUGUAUUCUCACUACUCGUCUACGACCAGUGGCUAAUGCUGUGCCUAGACAUUUGCAAAUGAAUGAUGGUCCUUAUUUCCUAAGAAAGCUAUCAGACGAUGCAUGCUGGUGUAUGCUGAAAGAAAAGGUAAUUGCAGGAGAAGAAAUACCAAAAGAAUUGGAAGCAAUACAGGAGCAAAUUUUAAGGAGAUGCGAUGGCCUACCCUUGGCGGCAAGUUUGAUUGGUGGCUUGUUGCUUAACAACAGAAGAGAGAAGUGGCACUCCAUUGUGCAAGAGAGUCUCUUGAAUGAAGAGAUCGAUCAAAUACUUAAGGUGAGCUUUGAUCAUUUAUCACCUGCAUCAGUUAAGAAAUGUUUUGCAUAUUGCUCGAUUUUUCCCCAGGACACUGAAUUAGAAGAAGAUGAACUAAUUGAGCACUGGGUUGCCGAAGGUUUUGUUCUACCAGAUCAGAAAAAUAAUAGAGUGAUGGAGGAAACAGGAGGCAAGUAUUUGAGGAUUUUGUUGCAAAAUUCCUUGCUGGAAAAAGUCGAAGAGCCGUGGAGAACAUACUAUAAAAUGCACGAUCUCGUGCAUGAUUUUGCAAAAUCAAUUCUCAAUCCAGAAAGCAGCAAUCAGGAUCGCUACCUGGCAUUGAACUCUUCUGAAGGUUUGGAAGAAAAUGGGACAAUACCAGCAUCAAUUCGCACGUUAUUUCUCCAUCUAGAGGGUGGCGUAUCUACUGACAUGAACAUGCUUUUAAGAUUCAAGUGCUUGAAUGUUCUCAAAUUGUCUGGAUAUGAUGUCGAGUCUCUACCGAGCUCCAUUGGCAAACUACUACAUUUGCGGUUGCUCGACAUUUCAUCUUCUGGAAUCACAAGUUUGCCGGAAUCUAUUUGCAAGCUAUAUAAUUUGCAGACGGUAACGAUUCGUGAUGAUGCACUUGAAGGAGGUUUUCCAAAACAGAUGAGCGAUUUGAUUAGCUUGAGGCAUCUAAACUACCACCAUGGUGAUGCGGAAUUUAAGAUGCCGAUGCAGAUGGGACGAUUGACUUGUCUUCAAACUCUAGAGUUUUUUAAUAUAAGUCAAGAGAGGGGUCGUGGUAUCGAAGAGCUUGGGACCUUGAAAUAUCUGAAAGGAUCGUUGGUGAUAAGAAAUCUUGGACUAGUGAAGGGCAAAGAAGCAGCUACACAAGCAAAAUUGUUCGAAAAGCCAGAUCUGUCUCACUUGGUGUUUAAAUGGGAGAGUGGGGAUCGGGAAAGCGAUAACCGUGAGGAGGAUGUGUUGGAAGGUCUCCAACCUCACCCAAAUUUGCAAGGGUUGGGAAUUCAUUCUUUUAUGGGUAAUAAAUUUCCACAAUGGCUUAUCCAUUUGUCAAAAUUGGCGACAUUACAGAUAGAAGACUGCAAGAGAUGCAGUGAACUCCCCUCAUUAGGGCAACUGCCAUCCCUCAAAUGUCUCUAUUUGACAAGAUUGCCCAAGAUUCGAUCUGUUGGAGAUGAAUUCUACGGUAUUGCUAUUAACGAGGAGGAGGAGGGCAGAUCACGAGCAUCAGGGAGCAGCACUAGAAGACGAAAAUUCUUUCCUGCCCUUGAACAACUCUGGGUAGCAGAUAUGGGGAAUUUGGUAGAGUGGAAAGGUGUAGACCAAGUGAGGUCAACAGUAGGUGAAGCAGAAGCAGAUGUCUUUCCCGUGCUGAGGAAUUUUCGCAUUCAAAGUUGCCCACAACUGACCACUCUUCCAUGUAUAAAAACAGGUUACGGCACUGCUUCUGUUGAGGAGUUGAGGAUCUGUUUGGAUCGACAAUCUUAG
Coffea eugenioides is the source of this 2934-nucleotide messenger RNA. RefSeq names its product putative disease resistance protein RGA3. The record is from RefSeq and is a predicted model, not a curated record. The transcript has a single exon. Lineage: Eukaryota; Viridiplantae; Streptophyta; Magnoliopsida; Gentianales; Rubiaceae. Gene Ontology annotation, molecular function: ADP binding. Gene Ontology annotation, biological process: defense response to other organism. Bases 226 to 2934 code for a protein of 902 amino acids.